Adineta steineri is the source of this 1161-nucleotide messenger RNA. The record is from the annotation of a GenBank genome assembly. Lineage: Eukaryota; Metazoa; Rotifera; Eurotatoria; Adinetida; Adinetidae.
AUGUCUAAUACACUAUCAACAACAACAACAACAACAAAGAAAGAAAAAAAUGAAGAACAAGUUGAACUUGAACAACAAUUUGUUCUUCGAAUGCCACCCGGUGAUUUUGCAACACGAUUAAGUGAAUUAAUUGAAUCAGGCGAUGAAAAAAUUCGUGAACGUCUUUUUAUUGAUGUAAAUCCUGAAACAAGACGUGGUCGUGUAAGAUUCGAUGAUACUAUUUUUAAAGCUACACUUUAUGAUUUACCUUGUGUGACAGAAUCAUAUAAAACAUUUGAUAGAAAAACUUUAUAUAAAAUUGCUGAUAUUGCUCAAGUUCUUAUUUGUCGAUUACCUGGAGAUCUUAGUUCAAGUGAUGAUGAUGAUGAUGAAGAUGAAGCAAUGAAACGAUCAAAUAAUAAUGCAACAACAUCUGAUGGGGGAAAUGAGAAGAAAAAGAAAGAAAAAGAUAAAGAAAAAAAAUAUCAAUGGCCACAUGGAUUAACACCACCAUUGAAAAAUGUACGUAAACGACGUUUUCGUAAAGUUGCUCGACAAAAAACUCAAGAUCAUGAUGAAAUUGAGAAAGAAGUACGACGUUUAUUUCGAGCUGAUAAUGAAGCAAUUGAUGUUAAAUGGGAAGUUAUUGAUGAUGAUCAAGAAGUUGAAGUUCAUAAACAAAUAGAUAAAGAUCCAUUUGAACAUAAUGAUCUAUUUGGUGGUGCUGUUAGUGAAUCAGAUGAAGAAGAAACAUCACAGAAAGAUAUAUCCAGUCAUCAUCGCCACCAUCAUCAUCAUCAUACUUCAAAUUCUGUUGAUCAACGAAUGGAUUUCGAUGGUUUAUUUAGUGGUGAUAUGGGUGAAUUAAGUAAUAUGGAUACAACAUCUCAAGUAAAUCCAAUUGAAGAUGAUAAUAUCGAUCAAUCUCAAUGGACACAACAAGAUGAUUUAAAUCUUGAUGAUAAUACUACAAAUGAUGGCCUAUCUGAUGAAAUACGAACAAAAUUAGAAGAACGUCAAAAUGAAUUAGAUCGUUUACAAAACGAAAAAAGUAAUCUUGAUAAUCAAUUAGCGCAAAUGACAAAUGCUGCACUUCGAAAUGUUUUAUUAACAAAAAUAAAUUCAAUUGAAACCGAAAUAGAACGUGCACAACUUGAGUAUGAACACUUAUUAAAUAUGUAA